AAACUUUGUUCAACAUUUUAUUGAUUUUCCAAAGCCAUUAAUUGCUGUGGUAAAUGGGCCAGCGGUUGGGAUCUCUGUAACUGUGCUUGGCCUGUUUGACAUUGUAUACGCUACGGACCAGGCUACCUUUCAUACUCCUUUUAGCACCCUGGGUCAAUGUCCAGAAGGAUGCUCUUCAUACACAUUUCCCAAACUCAUGGGGUUAGCUAAGGCCACCGAAAUGCUGCUUUUCAACAAGAAGCUAACCGCUGCAGAAGCCUGUUCGCAGGGACUUGUAACUGAGGUUUUUCCUGACAGUACAUUCCAGAAAGAAGUGUGGGCAAGGCUGAAGGCUUAUGCCAAUCUUCCUAAAAAGAGUCUGGCAGUCUCCAAGCAGCUAAUAAGGAACAUGGAAAAAGAGAAGCUGUACGAAGUUAAUUCUCAGGAAUGUGAAUGUCUCGUGGAAAGGUGGCUAUCCGAAGAAUGCAUGAAUGCCAUAAUGAGCUUCUUGCAGAAAAAAUCGAAGCUCUAGUCUCCAACCCAUCGUGCAAAAAUAAAUUGCUGUGAGUUGUUUCUGUUUCCCUUACUGCAAAAGCUGUCAUUAAAUGAAUACCUUGGAUUCAUA
Messenger RNA from Thamnophis sirtalis, 604 nucleotides. The record is from RefSeq and is a predicted model, not a curated record. Lineage: Eukaryota; Metazoa; Chordata; Lepidosauria; Squamata; Natricidae.